AUGGAGCUUGCACUGGUGACAAUGUACAUCAUCUACAUAAAGAUAUGUGCACGUGCAAGUGCAACACGAUAUAAACACAUAAGGAUUAAGUUUAAGACACAUAGAGUCAGACCAAGCGAUAAUUGGAGAAAGACAGAGAUUGAUCAUGAAGAACUGAGGUACCCCAAAACGGUCUUGAGAUCCGCUCUGAACUUCGUAAGUGAUGGAGAAGAAGUCAGAGAAGGAGGUAGAGAUUUUCAGAGAAUAUGGCCAGAAAAAGCAAAUGCAGAUAUAGCAAGAGUGUUUAACCCGAGUUACAAAGAAAUGAGAACAAGAAGACGAUUGUAA
This is a messenger RNA of Helobdella robusta, 327 nucleotides long. RefSeq lists its product as hypothetical. The record is from RefSeq and is a predicted model, not a curated record. The transcript is spliced from 3 exons. The coding region runs from base 1 to 327 and encodes 108 amino acids. NCBI's taxonomy places the organism in Eukaryota, Metazoa, Annelida, Clitellata, Rhynchobdellida, Glossiphoniidae.